AUGACACAGACAGACACCAAUGGUUCGGUCAAUGGCAGUAUCAACGGCACUAACCACGGCGCUCUCAAUGGCAAUGGCAAGGGUACCGCCAACGGCCUUACCAACGGCCUCAGCAACGGCCAGCCUAAAGGUGGACUAGACCUCACUGUGCUUGGCCUAAACAGCGGUACGAGUAUGGAUGGAAUCGAUUGCGCGUAUUGCAGAUUCAGGCAAGAAUCUCCGUCGGCACCCAUGCACUUUGACCUUUUGGCAUACGAUGAAGUUCCUCUGGAGCCAAAGAUCAAAAAGAGGGUCAUGAAUAUGAUCAUGCACAACAAAACCACACCAGAAGAGCUGUCAGAAGUUAACGUGCUGCUGGGCAAGACCUUUGCCGCGGCAACUACCAAGUUCAUGCAAAAGCAUGGUAUAUCGAAGGACGAGAUUGAUGCGAUAGGUUCACACGGUCAAACAAUAUGGUUGCUUAGUAUGCCCGAACCUGGACAGACAAAGUCUGCCUUGACGAUGGCCGAGGGUGCGUUUCUCGCGUCAGAAACUGGUAUCACUACUGUGACCGACUUCCGAGUCUCGGAUCAGGCUGCAGGUCGACAGGGUGCGCCCUUGAUUGCUUUCUUCGAUGCUCUUGUCCUCCAUCAUCCAACCAAGCUGAGGGCGUGUCAAAACAUCGGCGGGAUAGCGAACGUCUGCUUUAUUCCUCCAGACGACCAGAACGGCAAUCUCAACCGCGAAUUCUUCGAUUUCGAUACGGGACCCGGCAAUGUGUUCAUCGAUGCUGCGGUACGCUACUUUACCAAUGGAACUCGGGAGUACGACAGGAAUGGAGAGAUGGGGGCAGCUGGUGCCGUCGAUCAAGACCUGGUGGACGAAUUCCUUUCACAUGCGUACUUCAGGCUCGAUCCUCCCAAAACGACAGGCCGUGAGGUUUUCAGGGACACAUUAGCUCUCGAUCUUAUUGCCCGAGGCGAGGCGAAGGGGCUGUCAGCAAACGACAUCGUAGCAACAAUAACUCGGAUCACUGCACAAGCCAUUGUUGAGCAUUAUCGCCGGUAUAUGCCCACACAAUACGGUCCCCUUGCAGAGAUCUUCAUGUGUGGCGGAGGGGCCAAGAACCCCAAUAUCACCAAAUAUAUGCAAUCAUGCUUUCCACAGACGCGGAUAGUGAUGCUGGAUGAAGCGGGAAUACCAGCCGAUGCGAAGGAGGCGAUCACAUUCGCCUGGCAGGGGAUGGAGGCUGUUGUGGGAAGGAGCAUACCGAUACCGAGUCGUGUGGAGAGUGAUAAGCAAUUCGUCUUGGGCAAAGUCAGCGCAGGAGACAACUACCGGAAAGUUAUGAGGCACGGUAUGCAGUUUGGCGCAGGGCACGAUCACCUAGAACCCGUGACAGAAUUGGUAAAUUUUGUCAACGGAGAGGUCUUUGAUAACAAUUGGUGA
Molecule: messenger RNA, 1428 nt
Organism: Cyphellophora europaea CBS 101466
Lineage: Eukaryota; Fungi; Ascomycota; Eurotiomycetes; Chaetothyriales; Cyphellophoraceae
Exons: 2
Coding region: 1-1428 (475 amino acids)
Biological process (GO): peptidoglycan turnover; amino sugar metabolic process
Molecular function (GO): ATP binding; phosphotransferase activity, alcohol group as acceptor
Source: RefSeq, a predicted model, not a curated record